Lithohypha guttulata is the source of this 1632-nucleotide messenger RNA. RefSeq lists its product as uncharacterized. The record is from RefSeq and is a predicted model, not a curated record. Lineage: Eukaryota; Fungi; Ascomycota; Eurotiomycetes; Chaetothyriales; Trichomeriaceae. Bases 1 to 1632 code for a protein of 543 amino acids. Gene Ontology annotation, biological process: negative regulation of transcription by RNA polymerase II; heterochromatin formation. Gene Ontology annotation, molecular function: nucleosome binding; protein binding. Gene Ontology annotation, cellular component: ESC/E(Z) complex. The transcript has a single exon.
AUGUCAAGCGAUGUGCUACCAGAACCUGGCACUGGUCUCAGUCUGACGCGACGUGCAGCUCUCAAGGGCUUCAAGGAAUUGUUCUGGACCGUGAACUUCUACCCUUAUGUCCUGUCACGAGAUGACCCGGUUAUACUCGCAGCCAUUGAUUACCAAAAUGUGUACAUUUACCAAGUGACAGACAAGGAGGAAUGCGGAUUGCAAUGUCUACACGUCUUCAAACAACCACAACAUACAGCCAAGACCACAGCAGAAACAAAGAAUAGCUGGAUGAACUGCUCUACCUGGUGUUACACGGACGACCAAGAACCAUUGCUUGCCAUUGCAGGUGAGAGUGGCCAUGUGUCAAUUUACCAUGCCAUGACUGGGCGAUUAGUUCAUACGUUGGUAGGACACUCGAAUGGUACUGUGAAUGACUUGAGCACACACCCGAAGUACCCAUGGAUAAUAGCCAGCGCGUCUCUCGACCACAGUAUACGCGUAUGGGACCUUCGACGAGCCGAUAAGCCAGCGCUCUCCACCUGCGUGGCAAUAUGUGGACACAAUACUGGUCAUGUCGCUGGACUUGUAACAAUCGAUUGGCACCAUUCAGGAAGGUAUAUAGUUUCUGGUGGCUACGAUCACCGAGUGUGUGUCUGGACGCUGCCUGACUUUGCACCGAUGUCAGAGUUCUGGUACGAGAUUUCUAAAGAGGGACGAAAACGCAGUCGAGAUGAGGUCCGUGUCAUUCACUAUCCCCACUUCGCAACCAGUGCUAUCCACGGCGACUAUGUCGAUAACGUGAUAUUUCUGGGCGACCUCAUAAUCUCAAGAGCGGCAGCGGAGAACAAGAUUGUGCUUUGGUCCAUAACCGGCUUCCACUCAGCAAAAGAACCACCACCAGAGAUAACCACGGUUAAGGGCCAAGAACAUUUGGAAACCAAGAACGGAUUUCGACGUAGGACCGAUUUGGGAAUCGACGACGACUUUACUCGUGCUGAUAAUGACUAUGCCAGUCCAGAAGUGUACCGAAGAUGUCUGGAGUUGAGCAAUCCAGAUUCAAGCUCGAUAUACUGGCGGUACAGUGUAAGGAAGCCAUCCAAACUGUUCCCUGACGUGCGACCCAUACUCACGGUCGGAAACCACCUAUCGCAGAUUCGGCACUGGGACAUUCAAGCCCUCAUCGAGGGGCACGACGGCUCGGGUCUUGGGGCACGAAAACCGGCUCAGAACAAAGCAUUAGCAAGGCAGAAAAAGAAGGGCAUAGCAGAACCUAUUCGAAAGAUGAAUCGGACGAACACCAAGCGAGCAGGAUCGGAUACAUCACACCAAGCUCUGUCAAACGAUAUAUCUCGUGAGGCUUCUGCUGAGCUCCUGACACACCAAGCAGCAGAUUCAGGGACUGACAGUCCUGCACAAGGCUCCGACUACAGCGAGGCCAAGGAGCGUAAUAGAGUCAAGUACCCUCUACAUGGAACUGGCAAAGAGCUUCCAGCCCACAAGCAGUCCAACGAAGCAUCCGACAUGAAGUUCUUCACCUCUCGAGCCAUCGAUUGGAGUGUAUGCGGACAGUGGUGCGUUGCAGUAGGUGAAAUGCCCGUGCAAGGAGAGCCACAAGGAGGGAUCAUCUUGUAUUCAGUCAAGACAGUAUAG